Cladophialophora bantiana CBS 173.52 is the source of this 918-nucleotide messenger RNA. RefSeq lists its product as uncharacterized. The record is from RefSeq and is a predicted model, not a curated record. The transcript is spliced from 2 exons. NCBI's taxonomy places the organism in Eukaryota, Fungi, Ascomycota, Eurotiomycetes, Chaetothyriales, Herpotrichiellaceae. Bases 1 to 918 code for a protein of 305 amino acids.
AUGGCUGCAUCAAAGCAUUCUUCAUCCUCAUCCGCCGCGUUAAACACCAACCAUAGGUGGGCGACUCUCGAACCGCGGGUGAAACAAGUAUCACAAUCCGUAAUCCGCAAGAAAUGGAGGCCUCUGCCCGCUUCGUCGCAGGAGAAGGUCAGGCAGAUUCUGAUGAAUUUAAAGGCGAAGAGAUCUGGUGCCGGUGGAAACGGCAGGAUCCCACCAAUUGGCAAGUUGCGCAAGAAGGCGACGGCGGCCAGUAUCAGGGAGGAAGAGUAUGAGAAGGCGGUGGAAGAGGUUGCUGAUAAACUCCUCGCUCGCCUACCUCGAAUGCCAUUCCCACCUACAAACACGUCCACAGUCGACGAUUCGCCGUUCGAUCUUUCUGCGACUCUCGCCCGCAUCACCACUCUCCAAUCCCAGUUAACGACAAACCUUCAGACGCAACACCUUCUCCGCCGGCAGAUCAAUCGGGAGAAACUCGCUCUGAAGAGGGACCGCGCUCAGCUGAAAAUGCUGGAGGACGGAUUCAAGGGGAGCGAGGCGUUGAGGCGGAAGAAGGAGCGGGGCCUGCAUCCUUUGGUCAGGGACUUGCACAAGGAAGAAGAGACUGAAGACGGCGCCGAAGCUGAGGAGGCGAGAGAGGAGAUUGAGCGCGUCAACAACAUUGCAGGGAUAUGCCUUACGACGAAGAAGUUUUCUACCAUGUCUCGGUCGAAGACCCUCCCAUCACCUACUCUCAGCCUCGACUCAGGAAUCGACCCUGAACUGAAUUCUCUGCUCACUCAAUUGCGGAAUCAUCUCCUCAGCAUGCAGAAUAAUACGGCAAGCAUGCAGCCUGUGUUAGCGGCUAUGGAUGAAGCGAAGAUAGUAUUGGAUAAAUUUGCUGCAAGACGUGGGAUCCGAAAUAGCCCCGACAACACAUGA